AUGACAGGACUAGGUUCUUCAUGUGGAGCAUGCAAGUUCCUGAGAAGAAGGUGUACAAGCGAAUGCGUCUUUGCACCUUACUUCUCUUACGACCAUGCAACAAGUCACUUUGCUGCUGUUCACAAGGUUUUUGGUGCAAGCAACGUCUCUAAACUAUUGCUGCACCUCCCUGUACAGAAUCGAAAUGAUGCUACCAUAACUUUAUCCUAUGAAGCACUGUCACGAAUGCAGGACCCUAUUUACGGUUGUGUUUCACAUAUUCUUGCACUGCAAAAAUUGGUGGCCAACCUCGAGGAGGAGAUAGAAAUCAUCGGAAAUCAAAUGGCUAAUCUUGGAGUUUAUACAUCUAGUUAUGAGACUUCUCAACAAACUUAUAUCCCAAAUGAUGUUUUGCAAUUUUCCCCUAGGUAUGAUAUAAUGUGCGAUCAUACUAAUCAACAAAGUCUACAACUUCAACAAGGAAAUUUAUCAGCAAAUCAAGCUUGCUCUAGCCAAAUGAACAUACAGUUUCCCCAGGGAAAUGUAUUUGAGGAUGGGAUUCUCCAAGCAUACUCCGGUUCCAGCGUCUUUGACAGAUCCUAUGAAGAACUAAGCAAAGAUAUUUAUCUUCAUUCUCAAUGGAUGUGCAGCAUCCUAUAUUCCAGAUGA
This is a messenger RNA of Fraxinus pennsylvanica, 648 nucleotides long. The record is from the annotation of a GenBank genome assembly. Lineage: Eukaryota; Viridiplantae; Streptophyta; Magnoliopsida; Lamiales; Oleaceae.